Molecule: messenger RNA, 1411 nt
Organism: Gossypium raimondii (Peruvian cotton)
Lineage: Eukaryota; Viridiplantae; Streptophyta; Magnoliopsida; Malvales; Malvaceae
Product: zinc finger protein ZAT5
Exons: 1
Coding region: 274-1038 (254 amino acids)
Source: RefSeq, a predicted model, not a curated record
UUGCAAACCAAUCCUCCCGCUGCAUCAGGAAUCGUUGGGAUAAAGUAAUGGGUUUGGGGUUUCCUUCAAACCCACCCGAAUCUCACUCUUUUCCUCCUUCACCUUCUCUUUCUUAUGUCAUCUUAUUGUAAUAACAGCUUUCUGCCUCUCUCUCUCUCUCUCUCUCUCUCUUAUAUAUAUACACAUACACAAGGGUGGAGAUACAAUCCAAUACGAGCAAAGCAAAUUCCAGGAUAACUGUAGAAAGGGUUUCAAUAUUGUACAGAAGAAGAGAUGGUGAUGGAGGGUCAGCAGGAAGUUGUUCUUUGUAAAGAUGAGUUGCAGAUCAUCAAAGGGAAGCGUACGAAGCGUCCGAGGCCUGUGUCCUCACUGACUUUAGCGAUAGCUUCAACCACAACGACUUCCACUGGCGGUGAAAGUAGAACAAGUAAUGAUGAUUCCAGCAUAACCACAGCUGUUGAGCCACCUGAAAGCUGUUGGGAAGAUGAAGAAAACAUGGCUUAUUGUUUAAUGCUUUUGGCUCAAGGUCAAACAAGGAAACCAUCGGAGCCAACAGGUAAGACGGCCGGGAUGAAUGUUCACCAGUGCAAGACAUGUAAUCGGUGCUUCCCGUCAUUCCAGGCGCUUGGCGGACAUAGAGCCAGCCACAAGAAACCCAAGCUUCAUAGUGAAGAAAACACUAAACGGUUGAAGUUAGUGAAAGAGGAUGAUGACAUGAAUACAACCCUUUCACUUCAAAUAACCAAUAAGGCUCCUGCUUUAUGCAACGGCACCAAAUCCAAAGUUCAUGAGUGUUCCAUAUGUGGGGCUGAGUUCUCUUCAGGACAAGCUCUUGGGGGUCACAUGAGGAGGCAUAGGACAUCUACUAACGCUACAACAACGGUUGGAACAAGCACCAGUGCUGAAACAGAAGAUCUGUCGUCCAACAAACCAACAACUGUGCUGCAAUUGGAUCUUAAUCUUCCUGCCCCGGAAGAUGAUCGUCACAAUGAAUCGAAUUUCCCAUUCACCCAAACCAUCAAUUUGUGUUAUUGUUAACAUUAAUUAUUUUCUCACUAAUUAUUCAUUCUUUGGAUUCUUUUGAAUUUAACCUUGUUUCCAUGUUAGUGAAGUUGAAAAAUUCAUUGGUUGAAGUAGGAUAGCUUUUGGCUUUUCAUGGCGGUAUUUGAUCCAUAUAGAGAGAGAAUUCUCGUAUUCUUUCCUUUUUUUGGGGGUUUUAAGAGACCUGUUUUUAUUCCUUUAUGAGUUGGAGAAGCAUGUGAAUAUGUGAUGAACCACCAAUCCCACAACCGAAAGUGGUGGAUUAGGUCCUCUUGUUUGGUUUGCAAGAAAGCUAUCUCCGUGUAUCUGUUCUGUUUCAUUAAUAUGAAAAAAAUAAAAUAAAAUGGAUGGCAACCGAGCCAGAUUGCUA